Molecule: messenger RNA, 1014 nt
Organism: Ricinus communis (castor bean)
Lineage: Eukaryota; Viridiplantae; Streptophyta; Magnoliopsida; Malpighiales; Euphorbiaceae
Product: mitochondrial inner membrane protease subunit 1
Exons: 5
Coding region: 80-589 (169 amino acids)
Cellular component (GO): membrane; mitochondrial inner membrane peptidase complex
Molecular function (GO): serine-type endopeptidase activity
Source: RefSeq, a predicted model, not a curated record
CAAUAAAAUAAGGUCUUAUGGAUUUAUUUGUGAGGUAACUUGAGCCCAGUAGCGGGAAAAGAUAAAGGAAAAAAAGGAAAUGAGCAUAAGAAAUCUAGCGCAAUGGAAAAGCUUCGCCAAGGAGGCACUAAAUCAAUCAAUAUUAGUAGCCAAAUUCCUAUGCUUUCUCCACGUCACCAACACCUAUCUCUGCACUGCUGCUCUUACCUAUGGCCCCAGCAUGCUCCCUACCCUUAAUAUCACCGGAGACCUGGUAUUGGCUGAGAGAAUCUCCCCUCGAUUCGGGAAGGUGGGUCCCGGUGAUAUUGUUCUUGUAAGGUCCCCUGUUAAUCCUAAAAGAAUCGUCACCAAGCGUGUUAUGGGCGUUGAGGGUGAUUCAGUCACUUACGCUGUUGAUCCCAAGAACAGUGAUGCGAGCAAUACUGUUGUGGUUCCUAAGGGCCAUAUUUGGAUUGAGGGAGAUAAUGUGUAUGAUUCAAAUGACUCGAGGAAGUUUGGGGCUGUUCCUUAUGGUCUUCUUCACGCAAAAGUGUUUUGGAGGGUAUGGCCGCGAAAAGAUUUUGGACCUCUAGGACAAAGAGCAAACUAAAUGAAGAAAUUCCGCAAGGGGCAGAGCAAGAGGCAUAACACUAAGUAGUCCUCAAAAGGCAUCUCUCCAAUCUUGAUAGAUCUACUAUGUGGGAUGUACAAGCUUAUUUAAAUGGUGAAAUACUGGAGAAAUUAGUCAUAAUUGGCUCCUCUAGAAUGAAGAUGGACCACACAGAGGUUUGCUCUGCAGAUAUCUUGGCGAAGAGAAUGAGAAUCAGGGUGUUACAAGUGAUCAAUAGUUUUAAGGUGUAAACCCAUACAAUCAAGUUUGUAUUUUUAUUGGGUUGUAAUUUUCCUUUAUGUUUAGGAGUUGAAUUGCAACUCUUGUGCUUGGAAUGAAUGAAUUUCAUCUUUGGUGAAAAGGUAAAAAUAAAAGAAAAAUGAGAUGGAGUAGCUACCACUAGCAUCUGAACCUUCUCUAAUCAA